Messenger RNA from Setaria italica (foxtail millet), 1688 nucleotides. RefSeq names its product UDP-glycosyltransferase 73C5. The transcript has a single exon. The record is from RefSeq and is a predicted model, not a curated record. NCBI's taxonomy places the organism in Eukaryota, Viridiplantae, Streptophyta, Magnoliopsida, Poales, Poaceae. Bases 48 to 1574 code for a protein of 508 amino acids. Gene Ontology annotation, molecular function: UDP-glycosyltransferase activity.
UCCCCUGUCCUUAAGCUAGCAGAGAUUGGCCUCUCGACGACGUCAGGAUGACUAGCCAAGAACAACCUGCCACCCUCGGCCGGGGAGACGCCGGCAGCACGAAGGCGGCGGCGCACUUCGUGUUCGUCCCGCUUAACGAGCAAGGCCACCUGAUCCCGGCCGUCGACACCGCGCUGCUGCUGGCCACCCACGGCGCGCUCUGCACCAUCGUCGCGCCCCCGUCCACGGCUGCGCGGGUGCGCCACACCGUCGACGCCGCCCGGCACUCCGGGCUGCCGGUCCGGCUCGUCGAGUUCCCCCUCGACUACGCCGCGGCCGGCCUGCCGGAGGGGGCGGACCACGCCGACCGCAUCGAGCCAAGGUACAUGAUGAGCUACUACCGCGCCGUGGCGCUCCUUCGCGCGCCCAUCGAGCGCUACCUCCGCGCGCGUGCGCCGUACCCGACCUGCGUCGUCUCCGACUUCUUCAACCCCUGGACCACGGAGCUCGCCGCCGGCCUCGGCGUCCCCCGGCUCAGCUUCUUCUGCAUGUGCGCUUUCUCCAUCCUCUGCCAGCACAACCUCGAGAGGUUCCACGCGUUCGCCGGCGUGGAGGACAGCAACGAGCCGGUCGUCGUGCCGGGCCUGGAGACGAGGAGGGUCGUGGUGACGAGGGCGCAGGCGCCGGGCUUCCUCCGGGGCAUCCCGAUCCCGGAGUGGGAGGCGCUGGCGGACUACAUUGAGCGCGCGCGGGCCGAGGCCGACGGCGUCAUCUUCAACACGUUCCUGGAGCUGGAGCCGGAGUACGCCGCCGGCUACGCGGCGGCGAGGGGGAUGAAGGUCUGGACAGUCGGCCCGGUGUCUCUGUACCACCAGCAGGCCGGCGCCGCGGCUACGCUAGCGUCGAGGGGGAAGGGGAACAACGACACCCCCGCCGUCGACGCCGCGGGGUGCCUCCGGUGGCUCGACGGCAGGGACCCCGGCUCCGUCCUGUACGUCAGCUUCGGGAGCAUCGUGCAGCCGGAGCCGAAGCAGGUCGUCGAGCUCGGCCUCGGGCUGGAGGCGUCGGGGCACCCGUUCGUCUGGGUGGUCAGGAACGCCGGCGGGUACGACGAGGCGGUGCGCGCCUUCCUGGACGAGCUCGAGGCGCGCGUCGCCGGGCGCGGCCUGAUCGUGAGGGGGUGGGCGCCCCAGGCGGUGAUCCUAUCCCACGCCGCGGCGGGCGGCUUCGUGACGCACUGCGGGUGGAACUCGAUGCUGGAGGCGAUCGUGGCCGGGCUGCCGGUGGUGACGUGGCCGCACUUCGCGGACCAGUUCCUGAACGAGAAGAUGGCCGUGGAGGUGCUCGGGAUCGGGGUCAGCGUCGGGGUGAAGGAGCCCUUGAUCUACCAGGCCGUGAAGAAGGAGAUAGUGGUUGGGCGGGACGUGGUGGAGGCGGCCGUGAGGAGCGUUAUGGGCGGCGGGGAGGAGGCGGAGCGGAGGCGGCGGCGGGUGCGCGCGCUCGCCGCGAAGGCGAGGGCGGCCGUGCAGGAGGGCGGGUCGUCGCACGCCAACCUGCUGGACCUGGUCAAGCGUUUCGAGCCGCGUGACAACUGACAACUUUUAGCGCGGCCCGCUUGGUUAACGCCUUAACGGUCCGGGGUUGCGUGUGCCAGCAUCAGAUAGAUAUCUCACUUGUACAAUUGUUGGUGUCAGUAAAUUAAAUCUGAA